Doryrhamphus excisus (bluestripe pipefish) is the source of this 2316-nucleotide messenger RNA. It is a transcript of the gene dhodh, whose product is annotated as dihydroorotate dehydrogenase. Gene Ontology annotation, molecular function: dihydroorotate dehydrogenase activity. Lineage: Eukaryota; Metazoa; Chordata; Actinopteri; Syngnathiformes; Syngnathidae. The record is from RefSeq and is a predicted model, not a curated record. Gene Ontology annotation, biological process: pyrimidine ribonucleotide biosynthetic process; 'de novo' pyrimidine nucleobase biosynthetic process. Gene Ontology annotation, cellular component: mitochondrial inner membrane; cytoplasm.
GUCCUCGCACAUGCGCGGCACCGAUUGCAUUUCCAGCAUGGCUUGCGUAGUGACAUAACUCUCCUUGAUCUGCAGUUCCUUAUUUGUUUUAAAGAAACUUUAUACAUAACCAAGUAAUGAUCAGCAGCUCCUGGCGCAGGUUGACAUGAAAAGUACAACCUCUGCUGGGCGAAUUAAACGCUUUGCAACUGAAUACAUGCUUUAGGAACAUACUGUAAUAACGCGCAUGCUCAGGCCACUUGUGUGACGCUUUCGUAAACUUCCAUUCAAAGUCAGAGCGGACUCAUGGCGGCACAUUUCAAGAAGCAGCUCAAAGAGGCGGUGAAGGUCAUCAGCUCAGGUGGCCUCCUUUUCGCCUCGUACCUCACCGUGGUCGGAGAUGAACGCUUCUAUGCCAACCAGCUGAUGCCUCUGCUACAAAGGGUUGUAGAGGCAGAGACAGCCCACCUGUUAGCGGUGAAAAUGAUCAGUCUGGGUUUGGUUCCUCUCAACCGCUACCAGGAUCCCAAGUCACUGGAGGUAAACGUCCUUGGCCUAAAGUUCAAAAACCCUGUUGGGAUUGCGGCCGGCUUCGAUAAGCAUGGAGAGGCAGUGGACGGUUUGUACAAGAUGGGCUUUGGCUUUGUCGAAGUUGGAACCAUCACGCCAAAACCACAAGAGGGGAAUCCCAAACCACGUGUGUUUCGAUUGGCAGCCGAUCAUGCCGUCAUCAACAGAUAUGGCUUCAACAGCUGUGGUCUGCUAGAAGCGCAGCAGAGGCUGAAGGUGCGCCAGGCAGCUCAGCAGGAGCAAACAAAAGUCGGCCUUCCCCUGGGUAUCAACCUAGGGAAGAACAAGCAGUCCCAGGAUGCAAAGGCAGAUUAUUCUCAAGGGAUGAGAGUGCUGGGCCCCCUGGCUGACUACCUGGUGGUAAAUGUCAGCAGUCCUAAUACGCCAGGCCUCCGCAGCUUACAAGGCAAAGCUGAGCUCCACCAGCUCCUGUGUACGGUGUUGAAGGAGCGGGAUGGCCUGCAGGGAGAACACAAGCCUCCUGUCCUGGUCAAGAUCGCUCCUGACCUCACCACACAGGACAAAAAGGACAUUGCUGAUGUUGUUAUUGAGCUUGGAGUGGAUGGCUUAAUGGUGUCCAACACCACUGUGUGUCGACCAGAGAUGCUACAAGAUCCUCAUAGGUGUGAGGCCGGUGGACUUAGUGGGCGGCCUCUCAAAGAUAUCGCCACAAACGCAGUCAGAGAAAUGUACAGCCUCACCAAAGGUAAAGUAGCAAUCAUUGGAAUUGGCGGUGUGGCCAGUGGACAGGAUGCAAUGGAAAAAAUCCGUGCUGGAGCAUCACUAGUCCAGAUUUAUACCGCUUUCACAUACCAGGGUCCACCUGUAGUCACCAAGAUAAAGCGGGAAUUGGAACACAUUCUCAAAGAACAAGGAUUUCGGAGUGUUUCUGAGGCCAUUGGAGCAGAUCACAGAGAGGAACGUAUGACCAACCAAUAGCACAGCCUUUUGAGACGGACUGAAGUCAGAAGAAGUCAAGUCUUCCGUCCUCAACUUCACUUUAUCUUUUGUUACAGUGUAACAGCAAUCAACAGAGUGCUUUUAACUCGACACACUUAUACAGACUUAGCGCUUGGUUUUACACACGCAUAUGUGUGUUGUUGUAUAUAAAUAAUGACUUACUGCCUGGUUGGUAUCAUGUUCAUGUAAACUGGAGCCUAUCCCAAGUAACUCUCGCUUUUAAACAGCCAUGCAGUUCUAACUACUGUUUCUUUAUGCUGUAUCAUUUCGAAUGAAUUACAGAACGACUCAGUGCACGUAUUCCACCCAUGGACAUCAUCCAUCCAGUCUGUAUAUGACGUGACUGUCUUAAUCUUUCAUGUUUUAUUUUUCACUCUGUCAUUUUAUACUCAACCAAGUGGCAGUCCCUAGAUCAGGGGUCUCAAACACGCGGCCCGCGGGCCAAAUGUGGCCCGCAGGACACUAGUUUGAGGCCCCUGCCUUGAUAUGAAAAUUUAAUGUUAGUGCGGCUUGAUAUGGAUGCUGCUUGAUAUGGAUGCUGUAUGGUAUCAUGUACCCAGAAAAAAUUAUUACGUUUGAUUAAUGUUCAUGUUAAAGGUUAAAUAACUGUUAACAGUUAUCCUCCCUAUCCGUGUGGAAGUGGUAAGUUUUUGGCUAUUUAAGUUUAAAGGAAAUAACUUGAAGGCUACCGUUUAGGUCGCUAGCUCUCUAGUUUGCGAGUUAGCAUGUGUCUCAAGACCCUGCAGUUGCCAAUAUGUUGUAAAUAAAAAAAAGAGUAUAAAUGUGACUAUAGUCGUGUUUUGUCAU